Brienomyrus brachyistius is the source of this 1382-nucleotide messenger RNA. RefSeq names its product SUMO-conjugating enzyme UBC9-B. Gene Ontology annotation, cellular component: nucleus. Gene Ontology annotation, biological process: protein sumoylation. The record is from RefSeq and is a predicted model, not a curated record. NCBI's taxonomy places the organism in Eukaryota, Metazoa, Chordata, Actinopteri, Osteoglossiformes, Mormyridae. The transcript is spliced from 7 exons. The coding region runs from base 157 to 630 and encodes 157 amino acids. Gene Ontology annotation, molecular function: SUMO conjugating enzyme activity.
AGCCUUGGAGAAAUUCGGUGUUUUUUUUUUUUUCCUCAGGAGGGAAACUUCGCAAGGUUCUGUCCCGAGUUCGGUACGGCUGCCGCCAAUCAGAAAACCGUUUAGAGGGGGGGAAACGUUCGACAAUUUUAAUUUUACUGAAGGGAUCGACCAGUCAUGUCUGGCAUAGCUCUUAGCCGCCUCGCACAGGAGCGAAAGGCCUGGCGGAAAGAUCACCCAUUUGGCUUCGUUGCUGUGCCGACAAAAAAUCCAGACGGGACAAUGAAUCUCAUGAACUGGGAGUGUGCCAUUCCUGGAAAGAAAGGGACCCCCUGGGAAGGAGGCUUGUUUAAACUCCGAAUGCUCUUCAAGGAUGACUAUCCUUCCUCCCCACCCAAAUGUAAAUUCGAGCCCCCGCUCUUCCACCCAAACGUAUAUCCAUCCGGAACAGUCUGCUUAUCCAUCUUAGAGGAGGAUAAAGACUGGAGGCCCGCAAUCACCAUCAAGCAGAUUUUGUUAGGAAUCCAGGAGCUUCUGAAUGAGCCGAACAUUCAGGAUCCUGCUCAGGCUGAGGCCUACACCAUUUACUGCCAAAACAGAGUAGAAUAUGAGAAAAGGGUUCGAGCGCAAGCCAAAAAAUUUUCGCCGUAGGCCUGAAGACUGACUUAAAGGAGUUGAUUUGACCAGGAUUUUUUUUUUUUUUUUUUGUGUUUUUUUCUUUUGUCAAAACAAAAAAACUAAAAAUGCCCCAGACAUCUCCAGCAGGACUGAUUUGAACCUUAAAUGCAUUUUGUGCCAUUUACUGUCUUUACCUGCUCGCCCUACAAGCUCUUCCCUUGACGUUUUGUUGGCUCUGGCUGUUUUUCUGCUGGCUGAGCUACGAAAUUGUCACACAAGCUCAGAACAAUUCAGAUUGUCUAUUUGGGAGUUUGUGGGGGGGGGGGGUCUCUAGGUGUGACUAACCUGGCAUAGUGCUAUGGCUCCACACACAGUUCUAAGUUCCUUUGGAAGUCUGAGAUUUGGUUCCUCCCCCCCCCCCUUAGAUCCCCCCCCCCACCCAUCUGGGUCUAUUCCAUCAGUCUUUGUAUUUUCCAUGGUUUUAAUGAUGUACAACUUGCUCUUUAAUGUCAGUAUUUCAACUGCUGUAAAAUUAAACUUUUAUACUUUCUAUAAUUACUCUAGUCUCUAGGUCUUUCCAGCCGCUGAUGCAGGUCUCGUAUACAGCAUGUUAUAUAUGAUAGCGUUUUUUGCUGCCUUGAGUAUGUUCUGCAGAAUAAACAGCCACCAUGAAUCAAAUAUCAGAGGCAGUUUUAGCUUAUGGCUGCAUCAGACUCUUCAUGUUUAUAUGGCGUUUUUGUUCAUGUAAGUGUUUAGAGUAAAUAAAAAUGUUUAUACAAAGACUG